AUUAGUAUAAUCAAGAUGUCAAUUUUUUUUCCUUUGUAACCUUAGUUACUAAGCUGUUGUUUGACCUUCUCAAUGUGAUAACAAAAAGACUUCUUCUCUUACUUCUUGUACUUUGGCUUUUACUUUGUCUUUUUUCUUGAUUUAUUUAUCUUCUUUAGAUUGCCCAUUCAAUCUUUUAUCCAUGGGUGCUCAAUAUUCUUGAAGGUUGAUGUACUUUUUGUAUUUUUAGUACUAAAUGAAACACUUGAUUGGUAUUGUUGUUGUGUUUGUUUCAACUUUAGUUUUAGCUACUUAGAUAGCAUUUCUGUGUGUUUCUUGUAAUCUUGAUUUGGUUAAACUUGAAGCUGAAUAAGUAGUUGAUUUUAGUACCUUUUGACUACUAUAAGAUUUUGAGUUGUUCUUGUAGCUUGAUUCUUGAUUUGCUAAGUUUGAAGUUGAACAAGUUCUUGAUUUUUGGUACUUUUUUUGACUACUUAGAUAAGAUUUUUGGGUUAUUCUUGUAUCUUGAUUUGCUAAGCUUCAAGUUGAACAAGUUGUUGAUUUUACUACUUUUUGAUUAGUUAUGUAAUGAUUUUGGAUUCUUGAAGUUGAACAAAUUCUUGAUUUUAGUAUUUUUUGAGUAUAAGAUUGUUGUAUCUUUGAUUAGGCAAGCUUGAAGUUGAGCAAAUUCUUGAUUUUAGUACUUUUUUGACUACUUUUGAGUUUGGUGAAAAAGGUUUGACCUUUUGUUGGUGGUGGAUUGUUUGGUUGAAGUAAUCAAGAUCUUGUUGGAUUUUUUUUUUUGUGUGUGUGUGUGUGGGGGGGGGGGGGGUAUUGUAGAGCUAUUUUUUGCAAUUCUAAGGUCUUAAUGUUGAAACUGAGGAACUGAAAAAGAGUGAAUUUAGGAAUUAGGACUAAAUGGGAAACACUUGUGUUGGACCAAGUAUUUCUAGAAAUAGAUUCUUGCAGUCUGUUUCAGCUGCAAUGUGGCCGUCUCGGGUGCCGGAGGAUUCUGCUUCCACCACUAAUGGUGGAAGUAGUAAAAGUGGAACAGCGGACUCGGGAAAAGACCCUGAUUUGCCAGUUCAAAAUAGGGCACCAGAACAGAUGACAAUGCCUAAGUCGGAACAGAAGGAAGUGGAACCGGUGAAGAAGGAAGAGGUGGAUAAGGAAGAGAGACAGGUAAAGCCAAAGAAGCCGGUAGAGAUGAAGAGGGUAGGUAGUGCAGGCCUUAGAACUGAUUCUGUAUUACAGAAGAAAACAGGCAACUUAAAGGAGUUUUUCAGUAUAGGGAAGAAAUUAGGACAAGGACAAUUCGGAACUACGUUUAAAUGUAUCGAGAAGGGGACGAGGAAGGAGUAUGCUUGCAAAUCGAUUGCGAAGAGGAAGUUGUUAACAGAUGAUGAUGUGGAAGAUGUUAGAAGGGAAAUUCAGAUAAUGCAUCACUUGGCAGGGCAUCCGAAUGUUAUAUCAAUAAAAGGGGCUUAUGAGGAUGCUGUAGCCGUUCAUGUAGUUAUGGAACACUGUGCCGGAGGUGAGCUUUUUGAUAGGAUUAUUCAACGGGGACAUUAUACAGAAAGAAAAGCGGCUGAGCUCACAAGGACUAUUUUUGGAGUUGUAGAAGCUUGUCAUUCGCUGAGCGUCAUGCAUCGUGAUCUUAAGCCUGAGAAUUUUCUUUUUGUUGAUCAGAAGGAGGAUUCACUUCUCAAAACUAUCGAUUUUGGAUUGUCAGUUUUCUUCAAACCAGGUGAGAGGUUUACAGAUGUUGUUGGCAGUCCUUAUUAUGUUGCACCGGAAGUUCUCAAAAAACGGUAUGGUCCUGAAGCUGAUGUCUGGAGUGCUGGUGUGAUUGUGUAUAUUUUAUUAAGUGGAGUGCCUCCUUUCUGGGCUGAAAAUGAGCAAGGAAUAUUUGAACAAGUCCUGCACGGUGAUCUCGACUUCUCAUCAGAUCCAUGGCCUAGUAUUUCAGAAGAUGCAAAAGACUUGGUCAGGGGAAUGCUUGUUCGAGAUCCCAGAAAACGUUUAACGGCUCAUGAAGUCUUGUGCCAUCGCUGGGUUCAAGUUGAUGGUGUGGCUCCAGAUAAGCCGCUGGAUUCUGCAGUUCUGAGUCGAAUGAAACAAUUUUCUGCAAUGAACAAACUCAAGAAGAUGGCUUUGAGAGUCAUUGCUGAAAGCUUAUCUGAAGAAGAAAUUGCUGGUUUGAAAGAAAUGUUCAAGAUGAUAGAUACAGACAAUAGUGGUCAGAUAACUUUUGAGGAGCUCAAAGUUGGAUUAAAAAGAGUUGGCGCUAAUCUCAAGGAAUCUGAGAUCUAUGAUCUUAUGCAAGCAGCAGAUGUUGAUAACAGUGGCACAAUUGAUUAUGGCGAAUUUAUAGCUGCAACAUUACAUUUUAACAAAAUUGAAAGAGAAGAUCAUCUAUUUGCUGCUUUCUCUUACUUCGAUAAAGAUGGCAGUGGCUACAUCACCGCAGAUGAGCUUCAACAAGCUUGUGAGGAAUUUGGCAUCGGGGAUGCCCAUCUGGAAGAUAUGAUAAGAGAUGCUGAUCAGGACAAUGAUGGGCGCAUUGAUUACAAUGAGUUUGUCGCUAUGAUGCAAAAGGGACAUCCAGUGACUGUUGGUGGCAAGAAAGGUCUAGAGCACAGCUUCAGCACCGGAUUCAGAGACGCUCUAAAGGUCUAAGAGCCUUCGCCUUUCAAGAUUUUCUUUUCGCCCUUUAGUUUGGUUAUCUUCAUUUCCCUUGCGGCAAGUUUUUUUUGUUUUUAGGUGAAUAGUAGAAACCGGUGCUUGCCAAGCAAAACAACCUUGCUGUUCCAAUGCACAUCAGUAUUCUUUCCAGUUCUGCAAAAUUUUCUUGAUUUUUGCUGGAUGGAGUUCAUUUGCUUCUGUUAUACUAGUGUUAUAUUAUACUGGUGUUAUAAUGAUACUGUCAAUAUGUUGCAUAGCAAGAAACUUGUAUCACAUAAUUUCGUGUGGUUCAAACUUUGCGCGUAUAGAAUGUUAAAAGUGUGAGGUGUA
Messenger RNA from Capsicum annuum, 2994 nucleotides. RefSeq names its product calcium-dependent protein kinase 1. NCBI's taxonomy places the organism in Eukaryota, Viridiplantae, Streptophyta, Magnoliopsida, Solanales, Solanaceae. The transcript is spliced from 7 exons. The coding region runs from base 898 to 2658 and encodes 586 amino acids. Gene Ontology annotation, biological process: protein autophosphorylation; intracellular signal transduction; peptidyl-serine phosphorylation. The record is from RefSeq and is a predicted model, not a curated record. Gene Ontology annotation, cellular component: nucleus; cytoplasm. Gene Ontology annotation, molecular function: calmodulin binding; calcium ion binding; ATP binding.